AUGGCCAAGAACCCGGCAAAGUCCAGCCCCGCCGAGGCCACCGGCGUGCAACGAGUGACUGAGCUCAUGAAGCGCGGAAGGGAGCUCGUUGACGAUCCCAACGACCAUGAAUGGGCCAACACGCUCGUGCCGUACCUCGAAGUCGUAUCCGCCGACGCAACGCUACCACAUCCGCGCGUCGUGUUCCGGUACACGGUCCAGCCGUCGCACUGCAACCGGCUAGGCAGCCUCCACGGCGGGUGCAUCGCGACGCUGUUCGACUACUGCACGUCGACCGCCAUAGCGCUCGUCUCCGAACCAGGACACUGGCACUACCUGGGGGUCAGCCGGACGCUCAACGUGACGUACCUGCGGCCGGCGCCUUCGGGGGCGACGGUGCUGAUCGAGGCCGAGGUGGUGCACGCGGGCAAGCGGCUGUGCUCGCUGCGGGGCGCGAUUCGGCGGGCCGACGACGGCGCGCUGGUGGCGACGUGCGAGCAUGGCAAGUUCAACACGGAUCCCCCGGUUGGCAGUAAGAUAUGA
Lasiosphaeria miniovina is the source of this 522-nucleotide messenger RNA. Its product is annotated as HotDog domain-containing protein. The transcript is spliced from 3 exons. Gene Ontology annotation, molecular function: fatty acyl-CoA hydrolase activity. Lineage: Eukaryota; Fungi; Ascomycota; Sordariomycetes; Sordariales; Lasiosphaeriaceae. The coding region runs from base 1 to 522 and encodes 173 amino acids. The record is from RefSeq and is a predicted model, not a curated record.